This is a messenger RNA of Lithohypha guttulata, 216 nucleotides long. RefSeq lists its product as uncharacterized. The transcript has 2 exons. NCBI's taxonomy places the organism in Eukaryota, Fungi, Ascomycota, Eurotiomycetes, Chaetothyriales, Trichomeriaceae. The coding region runs from base 1 to 216 and encodes 71 amino acids. The record is from RefSeq and is a predicted model, not a curated record.
AUGUCGAGCCGUCUCCUUUCUCCACUCGCAGCGACGCUCGUCGGUGUGGGUGCGGGUCUUUAUAUCUGGGUGCCGUACUGGCAGGAGAGGCUCCGGAAUGAUCAGCUUGAAAAGGACUCUCAGUUGCCCCCCAACAUGGUCGAGAUCCCAGUUCAGGAAGCCGGCUCGCCUGAACAACGCCUGCAAUACAGGCCGAAAAACACUGGUGAAGGAUGA